UGUAAAAGGAGAAACCUUUUACUACAAACAGAUCUUUCACGUGCCAAUACAGUAAUUCUAAAGUCUAUUAAAUGGAAGGAUGUUACACUUCCUGAAGAAUGGAUCCUGGAAGGAGCCACCUGGCCAGAAUCAGAAAUUCCUCCUAAACCUAACAUCAAUCUACGGUCAGUCACUCAAUAUCGUGACGGACAGGUCGCACUUUCUUUCGAUAGAAUAUAUGAAUUAAGGUACCCCAAGAGUCCUUCUAAUGAUGAUAUAAUUGAUUUAGGUAGAGUUUCUCAAAUUCCUUCUGUCAUAAAUACUCCAACUAAACACAGAUUUUCUACAUCUGAUAUACCAUCUUCAUCUUUUCAAAAUGUAGAUUACUCUACGGAUAUCCCUAGCCCUUUCGAGAACAUGGUGGUGCUCCAUCGUUAUAACGAUCCAGUGCAGUGUCGAGCCUUCUUGACAACCUCGAGGGGCUCUUCCCAGAAUUGUUUCCAUCAGCUACCUCUGGGGGCCAUCAAGGAUUUCGAUGGAUUCAGUUCAAGUUUUCUCAAUCAAUUUUCAAGUGUUAGACCACAGGAGAAGUCAUAUCUAACUUUGAUGGGCAUACAACAGAAAGAAGGUGAGUCACUACGAGAUUAUGUGGCGAGAUACACGCGGGCAUGCAUCGAGGUGCCCAGGGCAUCGGAAGAGAUAAAGGCGGGAGGUUUGACUCGAGGGCUACUACCAGGCUUGUGUAGGAAUUCUUUGGCAAAACGCCAAGGUAGAACAUUCGAUGAAGUGCUGGGGAGAUGUGCGAAAUACAUGAAUGUCGAGGAAGUAGAAGCUGACUUCUUAGAAACGACUAAAGUAAUCAAAACGGACUCUCGGGACGAGAGGAGGGAAAGGAAGAAUCCAUCGACUGGGGAGAGAAAGGGGUCCCCGCGAACGGAAAGAGAAGGGCGACCUAGGAAUUGGAGGCCUACUCAGUACACCCCUCUGGAAGCUCCCCAAGCCAGGAUUCUCGAGGUCAUGGAAAGGGAGAUUCGUGACAUUGUGAAUCGUGAUUGUGUUUUGUCGCUGCGAACAGGUGGGUACAUUUGUGAUGUAUUCCAUAAUUAUUGCACUCUUUAUUCGUGUAAUGCUUCGUUUGAAAAUGGUUGUAUGCGUGAGAACCCUAGUCUAGGUGUCCCGUACAAUAGUGCCUUUGAUGAAUGCGAAAACAGUGGGAGGUCACCUGCCCGUUGUAUUCAGGAGGAGACGCCCCAAGCCGUUGUACCGGGAAAGGGAAAAACAUCUCCACUGUCUCCUGGAAAGGAUCCUACGAACCGUUGUACCCGGGGUAGGAAGGUUUCAGUUACUUCCAUGCUGUUGUAUCCGGAAGGUUGUUGUAUGUACAUAGGAG
Messenger RNA from Striga hermonthica, 1369 nucleotides. NCBI's taxonomy places the organism in Eukaryota, Viridiplantae, Streptophyta, Magnoliopsida, Lamiales, Orobanchaceae. The record is from the annotation of a GenBank genome assembly.